ACCUGGUGGGCCGGUCUGUCGGUCACACCUCUCACUGCAGAGCAGAAGAGGACACAGUCUGUGUCUAAUUGAGAUGAAGAGAUUAAAUUAAAAACAAAAGUCUUGGACUUUUUGGUUUCAGCAGGAUUUUCUUUCAUCACUGAAAGACUAGUAAUCUCAUUGUUAAUGACAGAACCUCCUGAGGAAUCAGAUGAAAGGAUUUGCCAAACCAAAGAAAUUGCUUAACGAAAGAGAAAGAGGUGAGGAACAAACACAAGGGACUUUCACAACCCGCUUCCACACACUUGACAUUUAGAAGGUAUUAGGGAAAGAUAAACCAAACAAAGGGGACUCCGAGCCCCACCUGCACCCACAGCAUUUAUAUGACCGCACUACACAGCCAGAACCGAACCUGAUCCACUGCUCACAGGAACCUUCCUCCUCCACCAAACCGGAACUGGAAACCAUUCUCAGAACCUCACUCAAACCAUUAACGGCGACUCCUAAAGCGUUACUUACCACCCACAACCACCAGGGGGGCAAGUUUGUUAACUGGCACCUCACUACCUGCAAAAUCAGUCCUCAUUUUGGAUGAUUAUGACCUUAACAGGUUGCCCAAACCCACGCACCCGGACUUGCAGGUCGACUGUUACCCUGGUGCACAGCUUAAGCACGCCAAUCACAUCCUGAAAAGAGCCAGAACCUCCAGCUAUGCCAAAAAAAAAAAGAAGUCCCGCUCUCAAGACUACAGGGACCAAACUACAGUGCAAAACCCCCUCACCACAGCUCAGGACACUGUCCCAUACGCGGACCUCUACGUGCCGCUCCUAAACUUUUCAGAUCGUCUAUACCCUAACUGUAACCCGUCAAAAAAACAAAACAAAACAAAAAAACCCAUUAGAAUCUCUGUGGUCAUAUUUCGUAUUUCAAUGUUAUUGAACGUUAUAAAUUACAAAGAAGAGAAUGAAAUGUGAUGAAAUAAUAACGCGAAGAAUGCAUUUUAGAAUUUUAACUCCCAAGUAAGACCCAGUCCAAAUAGAUAUAACACAACUGUAACAAGACAUGUUUAAAAGAACAAUGCUAAACAAAUGGCUAAAAUAACUAACACUGAUCAUAAAUUCUAUCCAUAAUCCCUCACUUAUAGGUAAAGCCACAUGAUAGUCAAACUCAACAAAAUCCUUUAAUUCUUGAGAAUAUUUUUAAGCAAUUCAAUAAAGGGAACCCUCAAAGUAGAAUAUUAACCGAAGAAUUAAAUGGUUAAAUGAUAAAUUAAAAAAAAAUCUAAAUAUAUUAUAAUAGUUUCAUUUUAAUACAUUCAUGUAAAAGUCGAGAUUAUUGGUAAAAAUGAGAAAUAAUCCAUUUAUUGUCCCCCUGGCAAACUUGUCCCCCUGGUGGUUGUGGAUGGUAAACUGAACCGGGGAAAUAGCACCGCCCCCUUCUCCGAUCCCAUGUAUUAAAACGAGCGCUCCCAAGAGGAGUGACUGUGACGCCGUGCGAGACUUGAGUAAAUAACAGACACUGAAACCUGAAGGAUUCACAAGAAAACUUCCCUCGGAAGAGCUGGCUGCUCCUGUCUCCUGAGUACAGGCACGUUGUUGUAAAGUUCAGGAAGAAUGUCCAAUCUAUGUUGUCUGCUGACCGCUGAAAAAGAUUCAGUUCCUCUGAAGAGCAUUGAUGUUCUGCUGGAGGUAAAGGACCACGUGGCUACUCUGGUCUCCACUCUGAACUUCGAGAAUAAGGAGGACAAACCUCUGGAGACAGUUUUUGUCUUCCCUCUGCCUGGAGAUGCUGCUGUGUGUCAUUUCAGUGCUCAGAUUGGAGAAACACACAUUGUAGCUGAGGUGAUGGACAGACAGCAGGCUCGGCAGGUGUAUGAUGACGCUGUGAGCUCUGGUCAGAAGGUAUUCGAAUUGGAGGAGAGUGAUGAGAGUCCAGAUAUCUUCUCUUUGACUGUGGGCAAUCUGCCUCCAGGAGAGAGCGCCUCCAUCAGGCUGGAGUACGUCACUGAGCUGGCUGUGCAGGCUGAUGAUGGGCUGAGGUUCUGUCUGCCUGUUGUUCUCAACCCUCAAUACCAACCUCAGGGUAGUGAAGGUCCCAGUGUCCAGGUGACCUCAGUUCCAGCCUCUCUGGUGCCCUACAGUCUGUCCUUUUUUGCCAGAGUGUCCUCUCCUCGUCCAAUCUCUAAAAUAGAGUCCAGUUGUCCUCUGGAGCCCCUUCAGUAUCUCAACGCUGAUCAAACUCAAGCCACGGUGAAGUUGGCUACAGGACACAAGUUUGACAGAGACAUUGAGCUACUGAUUUAUUACAAAGAUACCCACCGGCCCUCUGCUGUGGUGGAGGCAGGACAGGCCUCUGCCAAACCUGGCACUCUGAUGGGUGAUCCAGUGGUAAUGGUGAGCCUGUAUCCUGAAUUUCCUGAAUCUGUGAUGUCUAAUUUUAACUCCUGUGGAGAGUUUGUGUUCUUACUGGAUCGAUCGGGGAGCAUGGAUUUCCCGACAUAUUGUGGAAGUCGUCAGAGUCGCAUAGCCAGUGCCAAGGACACUCUGAUGCUCCUGUUGAAGAGUUUACCCAUGGGCUGCUAUUUCAAUAUUUAUGGUUUUGGAGAUCAUUACGAACACGUUUUCCCUAAAAGCGCAAAGUACAAUCAGAAGAACCUUAAACGAGCUAUGAAAAGGGUUGAGGAGAUGGACGCUAAUCUGGGAGGAUCGGAGAUCCUGGAGCCUCUGCGACAAAUUUACAGACAGCCUUGUAUUCCUAAACAUCCCAGACAACUCUUCAUCUUCACUGAUGGUGAGGUGAAUUACACAAAAGCUGUUCUGGAUGAGGUGAAGGAAUACUCUGAAUUUCACAGGUGUUUCUCUUUUGGGAUUGGAGAAGGUGCCAGUUCUGAACUUAUCAAUGGGAUGGCCAGAGAGGGAGGCGGACACGCUCAGUUUAUUAUAGGGAAAGAAAGGAUGCAACCAAAAGUGAUGCAGUCCCUGAGAUUCGCCUUGCAGCCGCUCGUCACUGACAUUUCAUUGUCGUGGGAUUUACCCGAGGGUGUGUCUGCCACCGCUCUGUCUCCACCACUUACAGCACUUUUCCAGGGUCAGAGGUCACUGAUUUUUGCUCAACUCAACGGAGAGUGUUCUGAAGCAGCUGAUGGGUGUUUGACAGUGAGGUUUUCCACAGCGGGUCAUCCAUGUCAGAACCAGCUGCACUUCUCUCUACAGCCUGCAUGUGAUCUAGACUUUGACCUGAAAGAAGAUAUGCCAUUCACUUGCUCCACAAUCCACAGGCUGGCUGCUCGGACUCUCAUCCGCUCCCUGGAGCAGGAGCAAAGGGAGCACGGGAAGCUGGCUGAAGAAAUAGAGAAGGUGGUGGACCUCAGUGUCCAGUCUGGAGUCAGCAGCAUCUUCACCGCCUUCAUUGCCGUCGACAAAAACAAUGGGGAACCUGUUCGAGGUCCGCUGAUCUACAGGGAGAAUCCUACAUACAUGCCGUUGCUUCGUGGCGGUUUGAUUGGUCUGAUGUUUGAUGAUUUACGGGCCGAUAAAAACAUUUUCAGACGCAUUUGCUCGUCUAUCAGAAAAAGAACAUCAGCUAGUAAGUUUGGAAAAGCUUGGAAAAACAAUCUACUUUCAGCUUCCAGCUUCAAGAAGAGCCAAAGUGAAUCUAUUGAAAAUACAGGAGACUGUGGGCCCACAAAGCCAGCCAGAGAUCCACUGCUGGAGCUCGUUUCGCUGCAGGAUGCCUCUGGCUGCUGGCUGCUUGAUCCAUGUUUGGCUGCUGCUCUUGGAAAAAGCACAGAGGAGUUGGUAAAAACAAGGCCUUCAUCGGCCAAAAGGAAAGUGUGGGGCACCAUUUUGGCUCUAAUUUGGCUUCAUGGAUAUCAAAAGGAUGUGAAGGUUGAAUGGGAACUUCUUGCUAUGAAGGCUGCAUCGUGGCUCAGAGCUGAGAAAGCUGUUUGCGUGACAGUGUGUGUGGAAGCUGGGAAUGUCCUGUUGGGUUGUAAUGUGACGACUGAUGCUCUGGGACUCUGAGGUGUCUGUAUUAUUUGUUCCAAUGGAGGGAACCCUGUGAUUCUGUUACAAAAAAACAACAGAAACAAACUCACCCAAUCACCAGAUACCCGAAUACCUCCACACUUCUAUUCAACUGACUAUUCAACCAAUUUCUUUGCUUUCCUUCCCCCCCUCGACUUUUCCUGCACCACCAGACGAAUUUCGAGUCAUAUUUCUGAGGUCGCAGUUAGGUCAUCCAACUCCAGUCGUUCAGAUCUCAACUUCCCUCUGUCGUCCCUGGAGAGCUCCGUCCCUCGGCCCCUCCUCUUCAUCACUUACAUCCUCCCCACAGACCAUAGUUCAUAAAUUUAACAUGUUUUCAUGAUUUUGUGACUGGGACCCAGUUCUACCUCUCCAGUAAAUCCAUUCUUCCAGCCUCAUCUUUUUCCAACUGCCUAUCUAAAGUAAAAUCUUGGUUCACUUCAAACUUAAUGACGAUAAAACUGAAAUUCUCCCCGUUGGUAUGAAAUCUAAAUGAUCAAAAGCUAACAAAAUCUCUCUCACCAUCAACAACUCCUACAGGUUCCUCUCCCCUCAGGUUAAGAGUCUGGGUGUCAUCCUAGACAGCACAUUAUCUUUCCAAUCUCAUGUUAAUAAUCUUGCAUAUUUCCAUCUCUGGAACAUAAAUCGCCUUCGCACUUCCCUUUACCCUGAUGCUGCAUCUGUAUCAGAUGCAAAGGAAAAAAACACCUGAUAUAGUCAUUGCAAUAUCGGUUAUUAUCAAAAGGUUUUCUAGUAUUUUGCAGCCCUAGAUCAACUAUGUUCAUGUUUACUUGUUUCUUCUAUUUUUUAUUGUCUUUGCUUUUAUUGUGAAGUAAAAAUAUAUUAUUAUUAUUUUGGUUUA
This is a messenger RNA of Xiphophorus maculatus (southern platyfish), 4866 nucleotides long. Its product is annotated as von Willebrand factor A domain-containing protein 5A-like. The record is from RefSeq and is a predicted model, not a curated record. NCBI's taxonomy places the organism in Eukaryota, Metazoa, Chordata, Actinopteri, Cyprinodontiformes, Poeciliidae. The coding region runs from base 1593 to 4001 and encodes 802 amino acids. The transcript has 21 exons.